UCCCGCGGCUGGCGGCCAGUGGUGUCGCCGCCGCGCGGAGGCCGCCGCGGCGUCCUCGCCACCCGCUCACCCGACCGGCCCACGCCGCUGGGGCUGUCUUCGGUCCGCCUGCUCUCCGUCCAGCACCUCACGCUGCGGGUGCGAGGCGUCGACCUCCUCGACGGCACUCCGGUCCUCGACAUCAAGCCGUACGUCCCGUACUGCGACAGCUUCCCCCAAGCGGCGGCGGGGUGGGUGGACUCGCUGCCGCCCGAGGAGGGGGGCGCGGGAGCGGCGGACUUUCAAGGGCUGCGACUCAACCGCCAGCAGGAGGAGAGGCUGAGGCAGGCGAGGACUGGCGAGGAGGAGGAGAGGGAGAGAGGCUGA
Molecule: messenger RNA, 366 nt
Organism: Emiliania huxleyi CCMP1516
Lineage: Eukaryota; Haptophyta; Isochrysidales; Noelaerhabdaceae
Exons: 2
Source: RefSeq, a predicted model, not a curated record